AUGUCCGCCAUCGACACUCCUGUCGCUGAGAAGACCCAGUACCAGGGCACCAACGCGGCCUCCAGCGCCGCUGAGCGUCGCCGCGCUGCCCUCUCCGAAAUUGACGAGGCCAAGUUCUCCUGGUUCCACGCCAAGGCCUGUAUCGUCGCGGGCGUGGGCUUCUUCACUGAUGCCUACGACAUUUUCGGUAUCUCGCUUGCCGCCACCAUGAUUGGUUACGUUUACCACCAGGGUGGCUCCAACACUGCCAACCAGGACCUUGGUAUCAAGGUCGCUCACUCCAUCGGCACUUUCUUCGGUCAGCUCCUCUUCGGUUUCCUUGCCGACCACGUUGGUCGCAAGAAGAUGUACGGUGUUGAGCUCAUGAUCAUUAUUGUCGGCACUGUCGGCCAGGCUGUUGCCGGCCAGGCUCCCGCCAUUUCUAUUUACGGUGUCAUCAUCUUCUGGCGUUUCGUGAUGGGUAUGGGUAUCGGUGGUGACUACCCCCUCUCCGCCGUCAUCACCUCCGAGUUCGCCGCCCGCCGCAUCCGUGGCCGCAUGAUGGCCGCCGUCUUCUCCGCCCAGGGCUGGGGAAACCUUGCCUGUGCCAUUGUCUCCGUCUGCGCCGUCACUGGCUUCAAGAAGCAGAUCCUCGAGCAGCCCCUUACCAACCUCAAGGCUAUCGACCAGUGCUGGCGUACCGUUAUCGGUGUCGGCUGUGUUCCCGCCACCAUCGCUCUUUACUUCCGUCUUACCAUCCCCGAGACUCCCCGUUACACCAUGGACGUCGAGCGCAACAUCAAGCAGGCCUCGCAGGACGUCGACACCUACCUUACCACCGGCACCUACGUCGUUGACCCCAUCAACAACCACGAGCGCGCCGAGCUCCCCAAGGCUUCGUGGUCCGACUUUAUCCGCCACUUCUCCCAGUGGAAGAACGGCAAGGUCCUCUUCGGUACCGCCUACUCGUGGUUCGCCCUCGACAUUGCCUUCUACGGUCUCGGUCUCAACUCGGCCACCAUCCUCAAGACCAUCGGUUUCGGCAGCUACACCGCCGGCGCCAACAAGAACAUCAACAUGUGGCAGACCAUGUUCAACACCUCGGUCGGUAACAUUAUUCUUGCCGUCGGCGGUCUCAUCCCCGGCUACUACUUCUCCAUGGCCUUCGUCGACAGCUGGGGACGUCGCCCCAUCCAGCUCAUGGGUUUCGCCCUUCUCACCAUCAUCUUCGUCUGCAUGGGCUUUGGCUACAACGCCAUGGAGUCCACCGACGCCGGCAAGAAGGCCUUUGUCUUCCUCUACUGCAUGGCCAACUUCUUCCAGAACUUCGGUCCCAACACCACCACUUUCAUCAUUCCCGGUGAGGCCUUCCCCACCCGUUACCGUUCGACCGCCCACGGUAUCUCGGCUGCCUCGGGCAAGCUCGGUGCCAUUGUCGCCCAGGUCGGCUUCUCCCGUCUUAUCAACAUUGGCGGUACCGGCAAGUUCCUCCCCCACAUUGCCACUUUUGCCCUUCCUCCAUCCUCUGGUCCUACUGGACCUUCCAAACGUCUCUUCUUCGCGUGUAUCACCAAGGGCCUCACCCUCGAGGAGCUUUCGCAGGAGGACCAGGACAACUUUGUCCGUGGCUCCAACGUUGGCGUCCGUGGCUCGGCCGACUCGGCUGAGACUGCUUGA
Molecule: messenger RNA, 1656 nt
Organism: Apiotrichum porosum
Lineage: Eukaryota; Fungi; Basidiomycota; Tremellomycetes; Trichosporonales; Trichosporonaceae
Gene: PHO84
Product: Inorganic phosphate transporter pho84
Exons: 6
Coding region: 1-1656 (551 amino acids)
Biological process (GO): transmembrane transport
Cellular component (GO): membrane
Molecular function (GO): transmembrane transporter activity
Source: RefSeq, a predicted model, not a curated record